AUGGUGGCCAGCCAACAGCUGGCCAUGGGCAACGGUUCAAUCAAAGCCCCACUGCCAGAGGACAGAUGCCUGGCCUCCAGCCUCAAGGUGGAGCCUCAGGGCAGCCCAGUGUGGGACACGGAGCCCCUGAGACUCAGGAUAGCCCACCUAGAAGAGCAGCUGGCCCAGAGGGACCAGGAAUUUAAGGCCCAGGAGCUGCAGCUGCAAAGCCUGCAGAGAGAGCUGGAGGCUAAAGUCUCCCAUAUAGAAAAGCUCCAGGAUGCCAUCGGCUACAACAGCCUGAGCCGCUCCGCUCCGGCUCCCAACUACCACAGCCACCGCAUGCUCAGUGUCAUCAACCAGGGUCCCACCCGCUUCCACAGGGUGGCCGUGGAGGUCCACUGCAGGCUCAAGGCCAAGGAGGGCGUGUCGGCCGAGCCCACCUCAGGGCACUUCUGCGGGGGUUUCAGAGCCCAACAUGUGUCCAUAGAGAGGGCCCGUGUCCGCAAGGACUCCAGAGUGUCUGUGCCUCUUAUCUGUGCUCCUCCUGCUCCUAGCACCAAGAAGCUAAUCAAUGACGCCAUCAUGAACAAUGACUUCCUGAAGAAGCUGGAUCCGCAGCACCUGAGGGAGAUGGUGGACUGCAUGUAUGAGAGGAUCUACACUGAUGGCCAAUUGGUCAUCCAGGAGGGAGAAUCAGGGAACUACCUCUAUGUGCUGGCAGAUGGCCUGCUAAAGGUCACGCAGAAUGGCAAAUUGCUUGGAGAGAUGAGUCCCAGGACUGCCUUUGGAGAGUUGGCUAUAUUGUACAACUGUAAGAGAACUGCUACAGUGAAAGCUGUAUCCCAGGCUCAUAUCUGGGCUCUGGAUCGUCAGACCUUCCAGAGUAUUAUGAUGAAGUCUACACAGGCCACACAAGAAGAGUACUUCAGCUUCCUACGCAGUGUAUCUCUGCUGAGAGACCUGCCAGAAGAGAAGCUUUCUAAAAUCGUUGACUGUCUGGAAAUUGACUAUUUUGAUAAAGGAGAGUAUAUCAUUCGGGAGGGCGAAGAAGGGAACACUUUCUUCAUUAUAGCUAAAGGAGAGGUGUGUGUCACCCAGACCACAGAUGGAUGUACUGAGCCGCGGGAGAUAAAGACACUGGGUGUAGGCGACUACUUUGGAGAAAAAGCCCUCAUAAGUGAGGAUGUGCGUUCAGCAAACAUCAUCUCUACUGAGAAUGACACACAGUGCUUGGUGGUGGACAGAGACAACUUCAACCAGAUGGUGGGCACUUAUGAGGAACUGCAGGCGUACCUGAAGAAAUAUGUCGAAGAGCUCUCCCGAUGUGACGAGAGGAGAAAUGCACUGCCCCAUUCCCCCGUUAUCGACUCGUCCCCAGAGGCCCAGGAAGUGCAUCGGCUCAGGGAGAGGAUUGCCGUCCUCCCCACCCAUGACCCCUUCCAGGACCUGGAGGUCAUAGCCACACUGGGCAUGGGUGGGUUCGGCCGAGUAGAGCUGGUGAAACUGAGAGAUGAAGACACUACAUUUGCUCUGAAGUGUAUUAAAAAGAAGCACAUUUUGGACACGAGACAACAGGAGCACAUCUACUCUGAGAGGAACAUCCUUCAGCUGACCAAGUCACACUUCAUAGUCAGGUUGUUUCGGACAUUCCGAGAUGACAAGUAUGUGUACUUGCUACUGGAAGUCUGCCUGGGUGGUGAGCUGUGGAGUGUACUACGGGACAUGAGUUUCUUUGAGGAGCAGACAGCCCGCUUCUGCAUUGCCUGUGUCCUGGAAGCCUUUGACUACCUCCAUGCCAGAGGAAUCAUCUACAGAGACCUGAAACCUGAGAACCUACUACUGGAUGCAGAAGGCUAUGUCAAAAUGGCUGACUUUGGUUUUGCUAAGAGGAUUGGCCUGGGGAAGAAGACAUGGACAUUCUGUGGGACCCCAGAGUAUGUGGCCCCGGAGGUCAUCAUGAACAAGGGCCACGACUUUGGAGCUGACUGCUGGUCUCUAGGGAUCCUCAUCUUUGAGCUGCUGACUGGCAGCCCACCAUUUUCUGGAAGUGACCCUAUAAAGAUCUACACCAUGGUCCUCCAUGGGAUUGAAAAGGUUGACUUCCCCAAGAGGAUCAGCAAGCGCCCUGACGACCUCAUCAGGAGACUCUGCAAGCUCAACCCUGUGGAUAGGCUUGGCAAUAAGAAGAACGGAAUCAUCGACAUUAAGAAACACAAGUGGUUCCAGGGCUUCAACGGGGAGGGGCUGAGAUGCCAGAAGCUCAUAUCCCCACUGAAGAGAGAGCUGAAGGGGCCGAUGGACCACAGCCACUUUGACAUCUUUCCCCCAGAGCUGGAGGAGCCUCCAGAUGAGCUGUCAGGCUGGGACAAGGACUUCUGAGGUGCCAUUUUGAGCCUCUACUCCGCACAGCCAUGUCUCCAGACAGUUGGUGUCACUCUACUACCUGACGCUGGUGUUCCACUACUGCAGUGAGCUGUGCUAUCUGACCUAAAACAAUAGACACCACAGAAGCAGCCUUGACUGAAUACUGUAAUCCCAUUUCUUCCCUGCGGUUGCCAUACUUGCCAUAUAUUUGACAUCAUGAGUGCCUGGCGGUUGCUGCCUUGCAGACGGAGAAGAUCGCCUUUUUUUUGGCUCUUGGCCGGAGGAACAGUGUUUGAAGUGUCACUUGAAACUCUUAUGAGACAGCAAGGACUUUCAUCAAGCGAUUGAUUAACUUUGAGUGCCAAAAACCCUAAUCUAAGUCAAAUUCUUUCCCUCAGACAGAAACUAUUGGGACAAUGGAAGUAAAUAAAAAAGCUUCUUGAUUGUUACAAUUAAAAACCACUGCAUUUCGGCUUUUGGAAUUCUUCAGGGUUUUUACAAAAGCAAAGAAAUAAUGAGGGUUUUAUACAGUACAUUUCAAAAUGGCCUACUAUGGACACUAUAAGAAAACAUACUGUAACAAAAUAUGUGAUUAGUAAAAAAUCUGACCAAUUGUCCUUGACACAUUACACACAAUACAUACACUGCUCAAAAAAUAAAGGGAA
Messenger RNA from Salmo salar (Atlantic salmon), 3011 nucleotides. The record is from RefSeq and is a predicted model, not a curated record. Lineage: Eukaryota; Metazoa; Chordata; Actinopteri; Salmoniformes; Salmonidae.